Molecule: messenger RNA, 324 nt
Organism: Helianthus annuus (common sunflower)
Lineage: Eukaryota; Viridiplantae; Streptophyta; Magnoliopsida; Asterales; Asteraceae
Product: ethylene-responsive transcription factor ERF113-like
Exons: 2
Coding region: 1-324 (107 amino acids)
Biological process (GO): regulation of DNA-templated transcription; ethylene-activated signaling pathway
Molecular function (GO): DNA-binding transcription factor activity; DNA binding
Source: RefSeq, a predicted model, not a curated record
AUGAGAGGGGAUUUUAGCAGCAAGUCACGUGAACAAAGCAACAUUAUAAUAAUAUCACAUCAUCACGUGAAGGACAGGGAGAAACAAAAGGUAUGGGGCGGCACAUGCAAGACGGCAGGAGAAACAACUGUGAAGAGACAUUACAGAGGCGUAACACAAAGACCAUGGGGAAAAUGGGCAGCCGAGAUACGCGACCCUAACAAAGGGGCCCAUGUUUGGUUGGGCACAUUUGAAACAGCCGAGGCUGCAGCCGCGGCUUAUGAUCAAGCCGCACGUAAGUUCAAAGGGGCAAAGGCCAAACUCAACUUCCCAGAGCGUGUUUAA